Molecule: messenger RNA, 9636 nt
Organism: Zonotrichia leucophrys gambelii
Lineage: Eukaryota; Metazoa; Chordata; Aves; Passeriformes; Passerellidae
Product: nipped-B-like protein
Exons: 44
Coding region: 1084-9036 (2650 amino acids)
Biological process (GO): establishment of mitotic sister chromatid cohesion; replication-born double-strand break repair via sister chromatid exchange; embryonic viscerocranium morphogenesis
Cellular component (GO): Scc2-Scc4 cohesin loading complex
Molecular function (GO): chromatin binding
Source: RefSeq, a predicted model, not a curated record
GCCCCGUCUUGGCCAGGCCGGGCCGGGCGGUCCUGCCGCGGGCCGGGCCCCUUCACCUCUCCCCGGGCCGCCCGCCGGCCCCCCCCAUCGGGUCGGGUCGGGCCGGGCCCCAGCAGCGGCCGGGCAGGAAGGCGGGGAGGCUGCCGAGCCCAGGCCGGAGCAGGGCUGGCCGUGGCUGUGAAGAUCUUAUGAUCAAAUCCCCUUCCCCCAGCGCGGCUGAGACCUGAGACCCCUGCAGCCUGUGCAGAAAAGCAAUGACCAACCAUGAGGCCGAUCCUGACACAGCCCAGCCGCAGCUCUCUCCACAAGUUACCGGCGGGUCAGGUAGGCCCUAGACGGGAUGUUAACCCUUUCAGUGCUUCAAGCCUCCCUCGAGUGAGAGAAAGGAACAAGAUGCAAGCAAGUAAAGGAACAGCAUGAAGACAUAGAAGUCAGUGAGGAAGAAGUUAAGUCCCAGAUGGGAGGGAGGAGGAGACGCCUUGUUUUUGGAGCUGAAAUCCUCUUGUAAGCUAUGGAGAAAGAACUCUUUUUCCUUAUAACGCAUGAAACUAUGGGGAGAUGCAAGUGUUCAAAUUGAUAUCGAGCAAAGGCCUCCAUGCUAAGAUAAGCAGAUGUUGAAAUGGCUGUGAUCCCAUGAGAAGUUUGAACAGAGGAAGAGAGAAGAGUAGUCCUGUGCUUCCAGGAGAAGAAGAUCUCUGUUCCCAGGGAUGAAGAUGAUUUUAGAAAUAGACAAUAAGGAGAACUUUUGCCUUUGAACAGCUCAUCUUUAGAACAAUACCCCAUAAGUAGAUGUGGCCCAUUGACAAGCUGUGGGAAGGCUUGUGGAAAUGGGAAAGACUUCAUGAUGGCAGGAUUCCCUGGGUGGCUGCUGUGCGUGACAAAUUGAGAGCCACGAGAGAACUGUUUCCUUUCCUCUUGUGGAGAAGUCUCUAUAACCUUAACAAGAGGGACUUCUCUCCCUCAGUGAACUGAAGAAAGACUAUUUUAGAGGUGGUAAACUGACUGGAAAUCUUGGGUGUGGUUUCUUUACAUUGUCUGUAGGAAAGAAAAGGUUGUGAGGGGAAGAGAAGUGUUGUGAAAGGGAUGAUGAUGUCGCAGUUUAAUAUUUCUCAGAACUCCAUGAGAGGUAGUCCUGCAUCUUCUAAUUAUCAACAAACUACUAUCUCACAUAGCCCUUCCAGCCGGUUUGUGCCACCACAAACAAGCUCUGGUAACAGGUUUUUGGCACAACAGAACAGUCCAGUGCCUAGUCCAUAUGCUCCUCAAAGUCCUGCAGGAUACAUGCCAUAUUCACAUCCUCCAAGUUACACACCACAUCCUCAGAUGCAGCAAGCUUCAGUAUCUAGUCCCAUUGUCACAACUGGGAUGAGAAAUCUCCAUGAAAAUAAAGUUUCAAGUCAGUUGUCUGGAAAUUCAGCUAAUUAUCAUGCUGAUAAUUCUAGACAUGGCUCAAAUGAAGACUAUCUACAGAUGGUGCACAGGAUAAGUAGUGAUGAUGGAGAUCCUUCAGUAAGGAAUGCUGCAUCUUUUUCCUUGAGGUCACCACAGUCAGUCUGCUCUCCAUCUGGAAGUGAUGGAACCCUUAAAGGAUCAAGACAACCUUUAAUCCAACAAUCUCAACCUCCACCUUAUUCAUCACCUAGAGAUGUUCCCCCAGACAUAUUGUUAGAUUCUCCAGAAAGAAAGCAAAAGAAACAAAAGAAAAUGAAGUUAGGCAAGGAUGAAAAAGACCAGACUGAAAAAGCUGCAAUGUAUGAUAUCAUUAGCUCUCCUUCCAAGGACUCCACUAAGCUUACGUUAAGACUGUCUCGUGUAAGAUCUUCGGAUAUGGACCAGCAGGAUGAUAUGCUUUCUGGUUUGGAAAACAGCAGUGUUUCAGAGGGUGAUAUUCCUUUUAAUGUGCAGUACCCAGGACAGACUUCUAAAACACCCGUUACUCCACAGGAUGUUAACCGCCCAUUAAACGCUGCUCAGUGUUUGCUGCAGCACGAACAGACAGCUUUCCUUCAGGCACAACAAGUGCCUGUUUUGCAACAGAACACUUCAGUUGCUGCAAAACAGCCUCAAACUCCUGUGGUACAGACAGAGCAACAGGUUUCGCAACAAGGAGCUAUAACGUCAUAUGAUGAAGUAGAAUUGGAUGCAUUGGCUGAAAUUGAGCGGAUAGAACGUGAAUCAGCUAUUGAAAGGGAGCGAUUUUCAAAAGAAGUGCAAGAUAAAGAUAAGCCUCUGAAGAAGCGAAAACAAGAAAAUAAACCACAGGAGGUUGGAGGUGCUACUGGAGGAAAUAGAGCAGCUUCUCAGGAGACAGGUUCUGCAGGAAAUGGGGCAAGGCCAGCGCUGAUGGUUAGUAUUGAUCUGCAGCAAGCAGGAAGAGCAGAUUCUCAGGCAACAGUAACUCAAGAUUUGGACAUCAUCAAAAAACCUGAAGAAAUUAAGCAGUAUAAUGAUGUGUUUGUGUGUGUUCCCCAAGAAGACACUGUUGGAGUUCUUAAAUUUAAACCUGAAAACCAUCCUGAGAUUUUUAGGAAAAUGUCAGACUUUGGGGGUCAAAAGACAGAUAUCCAGCAAAAUGAAAACAGACAAAUGGAAUUUCAGCAAAAUGUGAGCAGGCAGUUGGAAAGUAAACAGAAUGAGAAGAAACAGGUAGAAGCUAAACAUGAAAGCAAGCAUGAAAGCAGACAAAUGGAUGUGAAACUAAAUGAGAACAGACAAACAGAAUCAAAACAAAACCAGAGCAGGCAAAUGGAGAUGAAACAAAAUGAGGGAAAACAAAACAAUGGCAAACAGGAAAUAAGGCAGAGGCCUGAAACACCGAAACAGAAGAAUGAAGGCAGGCCUGAAAUGCCAAAACAUAGACAUGAUAACAGAAGGGACUCAAGUAAACCAUUAUCAGAUAAGAAAAUAGAAAUAUCUAGGCAUAAAAUAGAUGUGAAAUCUGAUCCUUCAAGGAUAAAAUCUGAAAGUAGACCCGAUCCAACAAAACUGAGGCCUGAUGGGCGCUCAGUUUCUGAUACACCAAGGCGUGACCAUGAUAGCCUCAAACAAAGAUCAGAGGACAGGGAGGAGUCAGAGAGAUACAGAGGAGAUCCAUCCAAGAUCAGAAGACCUGAAAAUUCGAGAUCCUCAAACAAAAAUGAACAUGAUUCUAAACAUGGUAUUAAAUCUGAUAGUUCAAAACCUGAGAAAUUUGCAAGGAAACAUAGACAUGAGUCUGGUGAAUCAAGGGAAAGGUUUUCUUCUGGGGAUCAGAAAUCAAGACCUGACAGCCCUCGCAUUAAACAAGAAGGUAGAGGAGAUUCUAAUAAAUCAAGACCUGAUAAACCUGGCUUUAAAUCACAAAACAGCAAGGAUGAACAAAGGACAGAUGGUAACAAGAGUAAAGUAAAUAGUAAUAAAGCACAUGCUGACAGUAAAGCAGAGUUUCCCAGUUAUUUGUUGGGGGCAAGAUCUGGUGCAUUGAAACAUUUUGUCAUUCCAAAAAUCAAGCGUGAUAAAGAUGUCAAUGUCACUCAGGAAUCAAGGAAAACUGAAUUUAAAGGUGAACAGGACAAAGUAGAGAAGAUUGGGCUAGUUGAAGAUCUAAAUAAAGGAGCUAAGCCUAUAGUUGUCCUUCAAAAACUUUCACUGGAUGAUGUGCAGAAAUUUAUUAAGGAUAGAGAAGAUAAAUCAAGGGGCUCUUGUUUUAAACCUAGCAAGAACAAGUCAUCCAAAUCUAAUAAAGGUAGCAUAGAUCAGUCAGUGUUAAAGGAAUUACCACCUGAUCUCCUGGCAGAAAUUGAAUCCACCAUGCCACUUUGUGAACGUGUGAAAAUGAACAAGCGCAAACGUAGCACAGUUAAUGAGAAACCAAAAUAUGCUGAAAUCAGUUCUGAUGAAGACAAUGACAGUGAAGAAGCCUUUGAAUCUUCUCGUAAAAGACAUAAAAAGGAUAGAGAUGAAGCUUGGGAGUAUGAAGAACAUGAUAGAAGAAGUUCUGGUGACCACAGGAGAAGUGGUUAUUGUCAUGAAGGAAGGAGGACUUCUGGUAGUGGCCGUUAUCGUAAUCGCAGUCCCAAUGACUCUGAGAUGGAUGAUUAUUCUCCUCUUCCUAGCCUCAGUGAGGUAGCUAGAAAAAUGAAGAAAAAAGAAAAACAAAAGAAGAGGAAAGCUUAUGAACCUAAACUAACACCUGAAGAAAUGAUGGAUUCUUCUACUUUCAAAAGAUUUGCUGCUUCAAUAGAGAAUAUUUUGGAAAAUUUAGAAGACAUGGAUUUUACAGCACUUGGUGAUGAUGAUGAGAUUCCACAAGAACUGCUACUGGGAAAGCAUCAGCUUAGUGAGUUGGGGAGUGAAUCUGCAAAAAUCAAGGCAAUGGGCAUUAUGGACAAGCUCUCAACAGAUAAAACAGUAAAAGUCUUGAAUAUUUUGGAGAAGAAUAUUCAAGAUGGAUCAAAGCUUUCCACAUUAUUUAACCAUAACAAUGACACUGAAGAUGAGGAGAGAUUAUGGAGAGAUCUUAUUAUGGAGAGAGUGACAAAAUCUGCUGAUGCUUGUCUUACUGCUAUCAAUAUUAUGACAUCACCAAAUAUGCCUAAAGCUGUAUAUAUUGAAGAUGUAAUAGAAAGAGUUAUUCAAUAUACAAAAUUUCAUUUGCAAAACACUCUCUAUCCUCAGUAUGAUCCUGUGUAUAGAGUGGAUCCUCAUGGCGGUGGUGUUUUAAGUUCAAAAGCAAAACGUGCCAAGUGUUCCACCCACAAGCAAAGAGUUAUAGUGAUGUUAUAUAACAAAGUUUGUGACAUUGUCAGCAGUUUGUCAGAGUUGCUAGAGAUACAGCUUCUCACUGAUACAACUAUUCUUCAAAUAUCAUCUAUGGGAAUAACACCUUUCUUUGUAGAAAAUGUCAGUGAACUACAGCUAUGUGCCAUCAAAUUAGUGACUGCAGUGUUCUCCAGGUAUGAAAAACAUAGACAGCUAAUACUAGAAGAAAUUUUCACUUCCCUCGCAAGACUACCAACCAGCAAGAGGAGUUUGAGAAAUUUCAGAUUAAACAGCAGUGACACUGAUGGAGAGCCUAUGUAUAUUCAGAUGGUAACAGCACUAGUUCUGCAGCUUAUUCAGUGUGUGGUGCAUUUGCCAUCAACAGAAAAAGAUUCUAAUUCAGAGGAGGAAUCAAACAAAAAAGUGGAUCAAGAUGUGCUUAUGACUAACUCAUAUGAAACAGCCAUGAGAACAGCACAAAACUUCCUUUCUAUUUUCCUUAAGAAAUGUGGCAGUAAACAAGGGGAAGAAGAUUACAGACCACUGUUUGAGAACUUUAUUCAAGAUCUUCUUUCCACAGUCAAUAAACCAGAAUGGCCAGCUGCAGAGUUGCUACUUAGUUUAUUAGGAAGGCUAUUGGUUCACCAGUUCAGUAACAAAUCUACAGAAAUGGCAUUAAGAGUUGCAUCGCUUGACUAUCUUGGAACUGUAGCUGCAAGACUCAGGAAAGAUGCAGUCACUAGCAAAAUGGAUCAAGGUUCUAUAGCCAGAAUACUCAAACAGGUUUCAGGAGGAAAAGAUGAAAUUCAACAGCUGCAAAAGGCUUUGCUAGAUUAUCUGGAUGAGAACACAGAAACUGAUGCAUCAUUAGUGUUUUCUCGGAAGUUUUAUAUAGCUCAGUGGUUUCGGGAUACAACUAUGGAGACAGAGAAAGCAAUUAAAUCUCAGAAGGAUGAGGAUUCAUCUGAAGGAACUCAUCAUGCAAAAGAUGUUGAGACCACGGGGCAGAUCAUGCAUAGAGCGGAAACUCGCAAAACAUUUCUUCGCAGCAUCAUUAAAACUGCUCCAUCUCAGUUCAGUACAUUAAAGAUGAAUUCUGAUACUGUGGACUAUGAAGAUGCAUGUUUGAUUGUUCGCUACUUGGCCUCUAUGAGGCCAUUUGCCCAGAGCUUUGAUAUUUAUUUGACACAGAUUCUACGUGUACUUGGUGAAAAUGCAAUUGCUGUUCGAACAAAAGCCAUGAAGUGUCUGUCUGAGGUUGUUGCUGUAGACCCCAGUAUUCUAGCCAGGCUGGAUAUGCAACGAGGAGUUCAUGGGCGGCUAAUGGAUAACUCCACUAGUGUAAGAGAGGCAGCUGUGGAGCUUCUUGGCCGAUUUGUGCUCUGUCGUCCUCAGCUAGCUGAGCAGUAUUAUGAUAUGCUUAUUGAAAGAAUAUUGGAUACUGGUAUCAGUGUCAGAAAAAGAGUCAUAAAGAUACUUAGGGAUAUCUGCAUUGAACAACCAACAUUUCCCAAAAUUACUGAGAUGUGUGUAAAAAUGAUUCGGAGAGUCAAUGAUGAAGAAGGCAUUAAGAAAUUAGUAAAUGAGACAUUCCAGAAGCUCUGGUUCACUCCAACUCUACAUCAUGACAAAGAAGCAAUGACUAGGAAAAUACUAAACAUCACUGAUGUGGUUGCAGCUUGUAGAGAUACAGGCUAUGAUUGGUUUGAACAACUUCUUCAAAAUCUGUUGAAGUCAGAAGAAGAUGCCUCAUAUAAACCUGUGAAGAAAGCCUGUACUCAACUUGUUGACAAUUUGGUUGAGCACAUUCUUAAAUAUGAGGAAUCCUUGUCAGAUUCUGACAACAAAAGUGUGAAUUCUGGUCGCUUGGUUGCUUGCAUAACCACUUUGUUCUUAUUCAGCAAAAUCAGGCCCCAGCUAAUGGUCAAACAUGCCAUGACCAUGCAGCCAUACCUGACCACUAAAUGUAGUACCCAGAAUGAUUUCAUGGUGAUCUGCAAUGUUGCAAAAAUCUUAGAACUUGUAGUGCCACUAAUGGAACACCCAAGUGAGACAUUUCUUGCCACUAUUGAGGAAGACCUCAUGAAACUCAUCAUCAAAUAUGGCAUGACAGUUGUUCAGCAUUGUGUGAGCUGUCUUGGGGCUGUUGUGAACAAGGUCACUCAGAACUAUAAAUUUGUGUGGGCCUGUUUUAAUAGAUACUAUGGUGCACUUUCAAAAUUAAAAAGUCAACACCAAGAAGACCCCAACAGUACAAUACUUACUGCCAAUAAACCAGCACUCCUUAGAUCACUUUUCACUGUUGGAGCACUGUGUCGGCAUUUUGAUUUUGAUCAGGAAGAUUUUAAGGGCAACAGUAAGGUUAACAUUAAGGAUAAAGUACUUGAACUACUGAUGUAUUUUACAAAGCAUUCAGAUGAAGAAGUACAGACAAAAGCCAUUAUUGGCCUUGGAUUUGCAUUUAUACAACACCCAAGUUUAAUGUUUGAACAGGAAGUGAAGACUCUGUACAACAGCAUUCUUUCGGACAAGAACUGUUCAGUAAACUUAAAAAUCCAGGUGUUGAAAAACCUUCAGACCUACUUGCAGGAGGAGGAUACACGUAUGCAGCAGGCAGACAGAGACUGGAAAAAAGUAGCAAAGCAGGAAGAUCUGAAAGAAAUGGGUGAUAUUUCCUCAGGGAUGAGUAGUUCCAUCAUGCAGCUAUAUCUCAAACAGGUCCUUGAGGCUUUCUUUCAUACCCAGUCCAGUGUACGCCACUUUGCUCUAAAUGUCAUUGCACUGACAUUAAACCAGGGUCUCAUCCAUCCUGUUCAGUGUGUGCCGUACUUAAUUGCUAUGGGCACAGAUCCAGAGCCCUCUAUGCGAAACAAAGCAGACCAGCAAUUGGUGGAAAUAGACAAAAAGUAUGCUGGGUUCAUUCAUAUGAAAGCAGUGGCUGGUAUGAAGAUGUCUUACCAGGUACAACAGGCAAUCAAUACCUGCCCACAGAAUCCUGUGAGAGGUUUUAGACAUGAUGAAUCAUCCAAUGCAUUGUGUUCACACCUAUACUCCAUGAUUCGAGGGAACCGUCAACACAGACGAGCAUUUCUAAUUUCCUUACUCAACCUCUUUGAUGAUACUGCAAAAACAGAAGUGAAUAUGCUCUUGUACAUAGCAGACAAUCUAGCCUGUUUUCCUUAUCAAACACAGGAAGAGCCACUGUUUAUAAUGCAUCAUAUAGACAUUACACUAUCAGUUUCUGGUAGCAACCUACUACAGUCAUUUAAAGAGUCUAUGGUGAAAGACAAAAAAAAGGAAAGAAAGCCUUCAUCAGACGAGGAGACUGAGAGUGACAGUAACAGUGGUAGUGAGAGCAAAAGUGAGGAGGAAGCUUCUAAGCCUCGGAGGUUGCGGAAACGAGUAAACUCUGAUUCAGAUUCUGAUGAAGAAAAUGAUAUAAAUGCCGUGAUGAAAUGUUUACCAGAAAAUUCAGCUCCUUUAAUUGAAUUUGCAAAUGUCUCCCAAGGCAUAUUAUUACUUUUGAUGCUGAAACAGCAUUUAAAGAACCUCUGUGGAUUCUCUGAUAGUAAAAUUCAGAAAUAUUCUCCAUCUGAAUCUGCAAAAGUGUAUGAUAAAGCUAUAAACAGGAAGACAGGAGUACAUUUCCAUCCAAAACAAACUCUGGAUUUUCUGCGGAGUGAUAUGGCUAAUUCUAAGAUUACUGAAGAAGUAAAGAGGAGUAUAGUAAAACAGUACUUAGAUUUCAAGCUCCUUAUGGAACAUUUGGAUCCUGAUGAAGAGGAAGAAGAUGGAGAGGUGUCAGCUAGCACAAAUGCUCGGAACAAAGCAAUUACCUCACUUCUUGGAGGAGGCAGCCCUAAAAACAAUGCAGCUGAGACAGAGGAUGAUGAAAGUGAUGGGGAGGAUAGAGGAGGAGGCACUUCAGGGUCAUUGAGAAGGUCAAAACGAAAUUCAGACUCUACAGAGUUGGCAGCACAGAUGAAUGAAAGUGUUGAUGUCAUGGAUGUCAUCGCUAUUUGCUGUCCAAAGUACAAAGACCGACCACAAAUUGCAAGAGUAGUACAGAAAACCAGCAAUGGCUUCAGUGUUCAGUGGAUGGCAGGCUCCUACAGUGGCUCCUGGACUGAGGCUAAGCGCCGUGAUGGCCGCAAACUGGUGCCUUGGGUAGACACUAUUAAAGAGUCAGACAUUAUUUACAAAAAAAUUGCUCUAACGAGUGCUAAUAAGCUGACUAAUAAAGUUGUUCAAAAUUUACGAUCGCUGUAUGCUGCCAAGGAUGGAACUUCCAGCUAAUGAAUUUGUACACACAGCCAAAUUUACAGGAAUUGAAAUAACAGAAAAACUUGAGAUAUCAACUUUCUGGGAAAAAAAAAAAAUCAGUUAAAUGAAGAGUAAGAAUGGAAUCUGGGAUGCAAGAAAAAAGAAGGAAAUAUUUGGUAAACAUUUAUGUGGGAGCUUCCUUCGCUGUUGUGCAGCAGAAACUUCUCAGUUCAUUUUUACUCCCACUGUAUUAUAGUUUAAAAAAUUGUUUAUACCUUGAAAAAAACCUUUCUGUUAAAAAAAAUAAACAAGUGAAUGUUGGAAAUUAGUCUGUUUAUGUUCUUAAUAAAGUGUUCUUGGAGUUUAAACUAGCAGCGGAUGGCUUUCUUUAGUGUAGCCCAGUUUCCAGGGAAGCAUUGUUUUUACAGGCUGUAAAGUGGCAGAAUCUCCCAGAUAUAUAAUUUUUUCUGUUGGGAAAAAAAAAAAAAAAACAAAACCGCAUGCAGUAUCUAUGACCUAUCUGCAGAAGUUUUUGUAAAUGUAGAUUUUGAUGUAUUAGGUCGCCCUGAAAUAAUACAAGAAAAGGGAUCCCCAGCAAAUCUGGUGGAAUGAAUACUGCAAUAAAUUUUUUUA